Henningerozyma blattae CBS 6284 is the source of this 5193-nucleotide messenger RNA. Its product is annotated as mitogen-activated protein kinase kinase kinase. Gene Ontology annotation, biological process: protein phosphorylation. The transcript has a single exon. Gene Ontology annotation, molecular function: ATP binding; protein kinase activity. Lineage: Eukaryota; Fungi; Ascomycota; Saccharomycetes; Saccharomycetales; Saccharomycetaceae. The record is from RefSeq and is a predicted model, not a curated record. Bases 1 to 5193 code for a protein of 1730 amino acids.
AUGUCAUCCAAUCACAGUAAUACAAGUUCCAAUUUGAACUCUAACAAUGAUAGUAACACAAAUAUCAAUAUCACACCAGCAACUAGCACAACCACUACACAUUCUAAUCCAGGCAUUUCCAAAAAUAAUGAUAACAAUACUUCAGACUAUUUUGGCUAUAAGCCUUAUCCUAACGAACAGCAGAGUUGGCCAUUAGACCACAGAAGAUCUGCUGGUAAAGUUUGGUCACCCGGUGUGAGAGUAGUCUCACCGUUAGAACAUGAAAUAGUUUAUGAAAAUAAUCCGACUGAUAGCUUUAGCAAUAAUAAUAGCACACCUACCACAACUACCACUAAUUCUAACUACAGCUCAGGUAUUUUAUACAACGUUAAUGCACCAAACAGAUCCAAUAGUGCACGCAGGCAACGAUCUCAUUCAAAUGCUAAAAAAACAAUUUCUAAAGUUCACGAAUUUACUCAAGGAUAUAAUUCUUAUUCAAAUGACUCCCUCAUAUCUUCAACAAAUUCUAUGAGAAGGCCGUCGUGGACAUCUCCAAUGAAUGUAUAUAACUCUUCUCUCGAUAAUAACAAUACUAGUAAUCAAAAUUCAAUAUCUCAGUUAAAUUUAAAACACCCUUCAACUUUAUUAAAACAACAAUCUCCAGGCAAACAUGAUAGAAAUACACAGUUAUCUAGCCCUGGAUUAAGAAAUAACCCCUGGCUUCAGGAAUCCUUUCUUUCAACCCCAACUCUAAUUGUGCCCCCAGAAAUUGCAUCUUUAACCACCCAAAGCACAUCUGACGUCCCACCACAACAAUUAAGAGUCUCACCAAGCAGAAACUCUUCUCAAAAGAGUACAGGUAGUAAUCAUAGUAAUGCAAACACACCAGUAUCUCCUUUAGCAAGUAAUAAUGACUUAACACUACCUGAGCAAUAUCCUAAUUCUACUCCAAAUUCAAAUAAAACAGAUAAUACGCACUCAACAACACCUACCACAUCUACAACUGUCACAUCUGCGGGAACAGGAUCCGCUUCUGGAACUAUUGUACACAAUAACUCAUCUUCUACUAAUUCUAAUAAUAAUACUAACCCAAUUAAUGAGGUUGUAAAUCAUUCAAAGCAAGAUAAUUUAUCACCUUCAUCAUCUACAAGAUCUGUCCCAAAAAUCAACACAUCUUCGUCGAAUAUGAAAUUAUCAAAAAAACAACAUCUUUUAAAUGAGCAGCUGUAUUUAGAGAAAAUGAAAAAUUAUGUUUCUCACGAUUAUUAUACGAGAGGAAUUGUACCAUCAUCAACAAAUGACGAAGAAGAUGAUUUUGAAUCCGACAUAGAAGAUAUAGUGGAUUUGACCAAUGAUGAUAAGCAAGAUUUUGGCACCAAUUUUUUUACCGCAAACAAAGACAUUGUAGCAAUGAGUUCCAAGUUCUUAUUACAUAGAUUACAAUGGUUAAAACAAGCUGAUCCAAGAAAUGCUGUUGUUCAAGAAACUUUCGAUGUAUUUGAUUUGAAAGGAGAGUCUACCAAUAAUGAACAAGAAAACAAAAAAGAAAUUACGGCUAAACUAUUAGAUAACCAAGAUUUAUUAUCAUUAUUAGCCGAUCACCCUUUGGUUUUAGAGAGAUUUGAAUGGCAAACUAUGCUUUCAAAUGUGUUAAAAGGGGAUAUUGUUAAAAGUGAAAAAACAAAAAUCGCCAACCAAGUUAAACCAAGAGGUUCAAACACACAUUAUGCCGAAGAGAUUUGGUUAGAAUUAAAAGCCUGGAUGACCGGUAAAACGGUUGAUGAAAUGAAAAGAACUUUAAAGAUAUUGAGAAUAUCAACGGACUCAUUCUUUAAAAAAGUGUUAGUAUUUCGUUUGCCGGACGAUAUAGAUAUGGAAGAAGGUAAGCGAAGAAUUAAAGACAUUACUGAUAGAUAUUAUAGAGUCAUUAAUUUCUGGUGUAAUUUAAAGCAAAUGUAUCAAGAUAAGCCUAUUACAAAUUCUUCAGAUUUAAUUAGUAGAAUAGAUGUGAUGAACAGCUGGCUAAAUUUUACUCAUAAUUUUGACAUUAAUAUUAAAGUUCUUAGGAAAUGGGUUGGUGAUGAAAAUGUUAAAGUAUUAUUCUCUCAUGAAGUUCCUGAAAAUGGGGCCGAUUUUGAUUAUCAAGAUGGUAGGGCAUUUGUUGAGCAAAUUAUGAAAGAAAAAGACAUAGAAUCAAUUUUUCAAAAGAAAAUAUUUUAUCCAUUAGCUCCAUGGAUUUUAAAAGCAAAACUAUUUUCACAAAAUUAUUCAGAAACAAUGAAAGAAUUAAAUCUUCGCUUUCCUGAUGAUCAAUUAGAAUUACUCUUACUCUUUCCAAUUCGAUUUAUUAAAGAGAUCAUCUUGAUUCGUCUAGCCUAUGCUAAAAAACUGAAAAAACCUACAAUGAUGAUGAUUGAUCAAAUGAUAGAUGAUUUUACUUCGUAUAUUCGCCUGUCAGUCCAAAUGAAAUAUACAUUAACUACAUAUCGUGAAGAUGUUUCAUUUUUAGUUAGACUUGAUCCUGAUUUUGAUAACAUCGUAAUGGAAGCAAUUAAAUACUUGUUCCGACUUUUAGAAUUAAAACUUUUUGAUAGUACCAAAGUAUUUUUCAAAACCUUCAAAGAACCGGAUGAACUAUACAAAUACUGGGAAGAAUUAAAAAAUGUUGGACAUUAUAUAGAAGGAGCUGGUUUCCUAAUUGUCAAGGAGUUUAAUAAAAUCUCAUUAAGAUUAUUGCAUAGAUUGCAUUCAUAUCUAUUACAGCAACAAAAUUCACCUCCCAAUUUCUCUAAUAGAGCAGAAGCUGAAAAAUGGGUUGUCCAAAUGUUUGAGUAUUCAGGUUCCAUAAAGAGAAAGUUAAAUAGAUUUACAAACGUUCUGACAAAAGCUUCUCAAAAUUCUGUGAAUUUUAAAGUAGAGAAUCACAACGCUCUUUUAUCAAAACUAAAAGAAACAGGCCAUUUUUUAAUAUUUACAGGUGGUGAACUGGAGCAAAAUGGUCUUUACUUAUUAGGUAGUUCUGAAUUAUUAGGAUGCCAAGAUGAAGAUAUCUUUCGAAUUUUGAAAAAUUCUGAUAUUGGUUGUGAUAUGAUACCUAAGCUGGAAAUAAGAAACAGUUUAUCUUUGUAUAACGCUGCAGCUCAUGGAUAUGGAAUGAAUAGUUUACUAGGCCAGGGCAUGACUCCGGAAGGCCUAUCUUAUUAUUAUGUUCAAAAUGAGGAGGGAACAAUGCCCUUUCAACCUAAAGGGAACAAGGGUCAAAUUGAUUUAACAUUUGAUCAUUAUCAUGAUUCAGAAGAGGAAAUGUUUGCACUAGAGCAACAUUUACGUUCUUUAGGUUAUCUGCUAAUAAUUUGUCCGGGCGAACCAAUGCUAUGGGAAGGUGAUAUGUAUAACCUCUCUGGAGAUACUAUACUAGGACUAAAAGAUUUUAAUUUUGAAGUUACAAAGGAUUAUUUACUAUUAAUGAGCCAAGGGUCGUGCUAUGCACUAGAAUACCAAUGUGAACGGUUACAGCGUAUCACUGACGACUCUAUAUCUUUUAUAGAAAGACGCUGCUCUUUCCCUGUUAUUGAGAGCAAUCUUCAAAAAAUUAAUAAAGCAUACUUCAGGGUGACAUAUAAUGUUUUAAAUAACCUUUCCAAAGUAUUGACUACCUUUAAAAAGGUUUGCCCCGGCCAUGAACUACUAAACAGUGUAUUUUUAUUUGCAAGGGAUUAUGGUAAGAAUUUUUUAAGAAUGAAUGUUGCUACAUACGAAAAAAAAUCAAUUAUCAUCUUACUAAUGAUGAAUAUGAGUGUUCAAUGGUUAUCAUUUCUAUUAGAAGAUUGUGAUCCUACAGAUCAAAGAACUUUUAGAUGGUGUGUGCCAGCAAUGGAAUUUGCAAUGCAGAUAACAAACGGUUGGAAUAUUUUAGGCUUAGAUGAAAAGCAAUUCUCUGCAUUAAAGCAAAAAAUUUCAGCAUGUAUGUCCUUAUUAAUCUCUCACUUUGACGUUAUGGGUGCUAGAGCUAAUGAAGCGGAAAAGAUAUUUCAAAUGGGUAGACCAAACAUUGAUUUUGCUAAUGAUAUAGAUGACGAAUACAUGCUAAAAAUCAAUUCUGAUUUACGUGUUCAAGCCAUUAAUGACCUUGAAACCGCUACAACAAGAAACCCUCACCAAAUCGGUAAAGUUCUUGACGAUACAGAUAAAGGUAAUAAAUAUUUACUCUCGCUUGCGUCUUCUAUGUCUAAUGUUCAAAUUAGAUGGCAGAAGCGGAAGUUUAUUGGAAGUGGUACUUUUGGUAAUGUCUUUUCAGCAGUUAACUUAGACAGCGGUGAUGUUUUAGCAGUGAAAGAAAUCAAGAUACAAGAUACUAAAGCUAUGAAAAAAGUAUUUCCACUUAUUAAGAAAGAAAUGACUGUCCUUGAAAUGUUAAACCAUCCCAAUAUUGUCCAAUAUUAUGGUGUUGAAGUUCACCGUGAUAAAGUUAACAUUUUUAUGGAAUAUUGUGAAGGUGGCUCCCUAGCAAGUUUAUUAGAACAUGGACGUAUUGAAGAUGAAAUGGUUACUCAAGUCUACACAUUGGAAUUAUUAGAGGGGCUAUCAUAUCUUCACCAAUCUGGUAUUGUGCAUCGUGAUAUUAAACCAGAAAAUAUUCUUCUAGACUUUAAUGGUAUCAUUAAAUAUGUUGAUUUUGGUGCUGCUAGAAAGAUUGCGAAAGAUCACACAAGAAUUGCAUCAUUUUCUAAAGAUGGAAAAGAUAACAAGGAAAGUAAAAAAAUUGAUGAUACUUUACUGGAAACGGAAGAAGCAGGAGUAGGUACAGGGCUAUAUGAUAUGGUUGGUACGCCAAUGUAUAUGGCACCGGAAGCAAUUUCUGGAUCGCCAAAUAAAAAUAAAUUUGGAUCAGAUGAUGUUUGGUCAUUGGGUUGUGUUGUGCUGGAAAUGAUCACGGGUCGUCGCCCUUGGGCUAAUCUAGAUAAUGAAUGGGCUAUUAUGUAUCAUGUUGCCGCAGGGCAUUCACCUCAAUUACCAAGUAAAGAUGAAGUAUCUACAAAUGGUAACAAUUUCUUAAAGAGAUGUUUACAACAAGAUCCGUAUAAGAGAGCAACUGCUGUUGAUUUACUUAUGGAUGUUUGGAUUGUUGAAAUUAGAGAAUUAGCUUUUGGAACUGGUGAGCCAGAUACAGCAGCUACUACCAGUAGCGCAACGCCUGAUGAAAGCAAGCAAUAG